Molecule: messenger RNA, 1808 nt
Organism: Thamnophis sirtalis
Lineage: Eukaryota; Metazoa; Chordata; Lepidosauria; Squamata; Natricidae
Source: RefSeq, a predicted model, not a curated record
UCGCUGCAGCGCGAUCUUUCGCCCGGCUUCUCCUGGAGCAUCCUCGGGAGCCCGGCGCAUCUUCGUUGCGGGGAGGCGGUUGGCAGCCGGGGCGAGCCCUGCGGAGGAAGACCAGCCUUGACGGGGGACCCAGAUCUUCUCCUCCUCCCGUUUUGGCGGUGGGGGUGGAGAAGAAGGGGGCGCAACCUCAUCCUAGAGCAACGGACAGAAGACGCAAAUCGCUUUUUCUGCUUGUCCCGUUUGGGCUUUUGGGGGCGCAUCGGAGACGGGGGGAAAGGCCAAGAAAAACCCCCACCUCGUUUUCUCAUUCAGUCCUCUGUAGAUGAUUUUUUCAAGUAUUUAGGAAGAAGAAGGGGAAAACCCAUCAUGUUGGACUGCAGCACUUUUCUCAUACUGGCUUGACUGGAUAUUUUACUUUCUCAAACAAGCACCAAGAAGGUUAUUUUCGCUUCAUCCACUCUUGGUGGAUGAAGGGUCAGGCACCUUAAAAUUUAUAGAUAGAUAGAGAUAUAUAUCUUCGCCCAGCCCUACAGACUGUUUCAGUAAGAAAUAUGUGGUAACUUUUCUAGAGGUACAUCCAUUAUUUUGACAAAGUAUCUGCAUUCAGAUAUUGGUGGAAGGGUUUUGUGACCAACAAGGAAUUUUGAAUCAAAUGGGUGGUACAUAAAUACAAUUAGGAUAAGGUGAAUGAGCUUUAUACAUUAUUGCAAUUUAUGGACAUAGGCAUUUUGAGAGAACGUGGCAGAAUAAAUUUCUAGCUUUCUAUUUAUACUGUGUAAUAAACACCUACAGUAUUCUUAUUAGACCAAACUAGGGAUCCUUGAAAGCUAUGUUUCCUCAAACUAUCCUUUGAUUUAGGAAAUGUAACAAGCACCUUCUUUAUUCUUAAGCAAGCAAGUGUUGGAAAGCUGUGCCCUAAAUGGCAUACUGUAGUUUUGUUUAGUAUAUAGUUACGCAUACAUAGUUUAGACUGUGGCUAGUGUCCCGAGUGGAGGAGGGCAGCUUUGUGUUACAAAAUGGUUCUUCAUGAAAGACAGAGCUCCUGCAACUGCCUUGAAGUGCUUUGACUUUUCUUAUACGUGCCUUUUUUUUUUUUUUGGUCUUUAUAAAAUCUUUUAAGCAAUUUUGUACAUCUUUGGACAUAUAAAAACAGAGCCCUCACAAUGUGGACUUUUCUGGGCAUUGCUUCCUUUAUCUAUGUCUACAAAAAAUGUGGAGAUUUGCUAAGUUAUGCCAACAAGGAGGUGCUUAUUUCCACGAUGGUGUUUUUUUCUCUUGGGUUGAUGCUCUCUUAUUGGUACCGAUCGUGGGGACCCCAACCACAGAACAAGCAGAAACCUCAUUGUGGAAUGUUUUCCAAUUUCCUUGCUGCCUUGCCAUUCGUUGGAUUUUUCUGGACUAAAUCCCACACGGAUUCCUUGGAGAAACUGCAGACGAAGACCAGGAAGGCUUCUCAUGAACUUUACUGCAAAAUUAAAAUUGAAGAGGCUGUGGAAGGCAUAGAUGCUCAUACCAUAAAUGGCUACAUCGUUCAUAACCUUGAAAACAAGUCAGAGGUUGAGAUCCCUUACCCUUGCACAGCAGAACACAGAGUGCAGAACGGGAAAGCAUUUCAUCAUGGACGUUUCAUCAUGGGUCUCCGAAGGGCGGCCAUCUCAGAACCCAAUGGUCAUAAAGGAAAUGAUGCGGUGAUGUCAUGUUUCCUCUGUUUGACAGAUUCUCUGCACAAGUUAAGGAGAGCCUGCUUUUUCUAUUUCAAGCUUGGGGGCAAAUGUGUGUCUGGUCCAGUUGGAUUACUUUCCAUGUAA